This is a messenger RNA of Anastrepha ludens (Mexican fruit fly), 3229 nucleotides long. RefSeq lists its product as uncharacterized. Bases 2474 to 2986 code for a protein of 170 amino acids. The record is from RefSeq and is a predicted model, not a curated record. NCBI's taxonomy places the organism in Eukaryota, Metazoa, Arthropoda, Insecta, Diptera, Tephritidae. The transcript is spliced from 3 exons.
GACGUACGUCUUGAUGUUGUUCCAUAAAUGGAGGGACCUACAGUUUCAAGUUGACUCCGAAAGGCAGAUAUUUUUUAUGACGAGCUUUUUCAUGCCAGAAAUACACUCGGAGGCUUGCCAUUGCCUGCCAAGGGGCGAGCGCUGUUAGAAAAACUUUUUCUUCAUUUUGGUGUUGUUGGCUUCAUUUUAGUAAUGUUGACUUCCAAUGCCUCAAUCGAAGCUGCCACAAAGCAUUUUGGACUCCCACAAAUAAAAGUAGAAUGAUGGGAUAUCACACAAUCUUGGUGACCAAUCCACAGGUCCAAGACAAGAGAUAAAUUGCUCACCGAAACCUGCGUCGUCGUUUCGUUAAUCCAUUGUUUCACGGGCUGUAUGACAAGUAGCGCCGUCUUUUUGCAGCCAAAUGUUGUGGGCUUCAAUUUCUGACAUCCGGCAUCAAAAAGUCGUUUAUCAUGGCGCGAUAGCGUUCGCCAUUCAUUGUUACAUUGGCGCUAGCGUCGUCUUUGAAGAAGUAUGGGCCGAUGGGCCACACCAAACGGUUGUUUUUAAUGGAUAUACUGGCUAAUCUUAAAAGGCUUCGAGUUGCUCUUCAGCACAAGUAGUGCAAUUUUGUUUAUCGCUGUACACCAUAAGUUGACCUGUGCGCGCGAUGAACACUUUUAACAGAGCAUCGAUUUUCGUAAUAUAGUGGUACGAUUUGUAAACUUUGAGUCGUUAAUCUUUCCAUGAUGAAAUGUUGGUGUAUACUGAAAAAAAUUAUGUAUUUCGUUUGACAGUAGUCACGCGUGAUCUGUCAAAGAAACCCUGUUGAAAAAAGUACCUUCCUAAUCUGAUCCACACACCAUAUCCACACUUAUCAUUCACUUUCAUACAUAAAAACAUACAGUACGACAUAGGAGAUAAGCGUUCAGUUACCAUUGCCAUUAUCACUGCCACUGCCAGUGCCGAUGCUACUGCCACUCUUCCGCACUGAUUAUGAUAAGAAACUGACUAAAUCUUUGAAAAGUGUUUAGACCAAGCUUAAACUCCAUUUUGAGGUCUGCCUUUUUAGCGAAAGGCUGUAGCGGGUUAAAAUCCCUUCUUACCACUGGCACAAAUAUGGAGAAGAUUUAUUUUUACAUUAAGCAUUUUUUUAUUUUUAUUUAUCUAUUUUUUUAAUUUCAUAUUUUUUAAAUUUUAUUGUUUUUAUUUAUGGAGCGUCUUAGAGUUAUAUGUCCCCACUGUAGGGCAAACAAGUUUUAAUGAGAAGUUUUUUCAAGGCCGGAAUACACUCAGAGGUUCUCUUAAUCUACCGGGGAUGAUCAUUGUAAGCAUUUUUUUUAUAUUAUAUAAUGUUUUCUAUAUUCUCCUGGAUCGCGUCCAAUAUCUACUGCCUUUUGACAUGCGCAAGUAAACGCACGCACUGCAUCCACUUAUUAUUGAGUGUUUGGCUAUUUGUGGCGUGCGUCUUGAAGGGACCUAAGUUUUAAGCCGAAACCGAGCGGGAAAUCGAUUUUUAUGAGAAGAUUUUUCAUGGAAGAAAUACAUGAAAAAAACUUUUAGAAAAAACUUUUGCUAUCAUUUUGGUGUUUCAUUUACGGAGAUUCGAACGUGUGCAACUCCGAAUGGUAAUCACGCACCACACACCAUCGGCUAUGACGGCCACCAGCUAGUUCGUUCAUUAUCAAGCGAAACGCAGUAGUAAUUCCGCCUUUGUUGUUAUCAUCAGCACCUUUACAAUUGGCCUCGCAUAUUUUCCAAUAACGAACACGCACACAUACUUACGCACAUGUACACCUUUGUUCACAUAUUGAUAUAUAUAUUUAUGGCCCCUGUUAACCGCUAAUCGAAUUUAAUUGAUCAUAAUUGUGAUUCGAGUACUGGACAACUGAUUGUCACUUAUCAUUUUAGGGAUUUAUUGCGUGCACUGUACGUGGCAGCAGCGGUCUUUUUUGUUCUCGCUUUAGUUCUGUCGAUAUGUUGAUUUGCUUGCUAGCCAUCACUGCCCCUCAAUGACUGUAUUACUUUGCCAUUGCCCCUGCCUUUGUGUGUGUAUGUGUGUGUAAAUAUGUUUUCCCACAAGCAUCAAGUGCCAAGUGCCAAGUGUCCAUUGCCAAAUUCCCAUUGGUCGUACAUUUAUUGUGUCUUGUCAGCUGUGCUGUCAGUGUCAUCGCCAUUGUUUCUUUUAGUUUCGGUAGCGAUUUCGUAUCGUGCACACCUUUUACUCCGGUUUCGAUUUCUCUAUUGCAGUUUCGACUUGCUUUUGCGCGUUUUCGUGCGCGGUUCGCAAUUUAUAUGUCAGCUUAUCCUCAAUUUUUUGUUAGCUUAAUCCUCUACUUUCAAAGUCAAAUCAAUUCAAAACUACAUAACUUAAUUACAACAAUUUACCUAAUUUAAAACCAAUUGAAAUUGAAAAAUACUCCGAUUGAGCUAAAGAAAUAAACACUUUAAAGCAUAGCUAACAUUUAUUAUACAACUGCAUCGUUCACAUACAAUGGCAACACUGUCCUCCAACGCAGCCUCGAACGCUAGCGAACCGCCGAAAAUCAGCAAAUUCUUCAACAGCAGCUGCAACUACCAGAGCAAAAUCCAACAACUGAUCAGCUUCAGUUUCACCUCGUCGAAUUUCAUCUUUAUCACAUGCAUACUGAGCAUUAGUAAGCUGUGCACUGUUACCGCUGGUCCGGUACAAACUACCGCUGCUGCUGGUACACCAGGACCCACCACAGCCGGCCCACCCUACAGUGCACUCAAUGCUACAACGUUAAUGGAGAAAUUACAUUCGUUUGCAACAACACUUGGCCCACCUGUAACAUCGGCGGAGAAAUCAUCGAAAAAUAGUGCUCCUCCAGCGAAUAGUGUCAGUGACGGCAGUGGCUCAAUGUCGUUUUUUGGUCGCAAAAAUUUAAUACAUUUCGAUUUUAAAUUUUUGAAUGUCUCCGGCAAGAUUGGCACACCGCUUAGCAUUGGUAUGUAUUGCUUUUCAUGUGAUUCCUACAUAAGUUGAUAGAUGAGUAAGUAACGUAACGGAACGGAACGUAAGUAAGAAGGAUUGACCUCGUCGAAAAUUUAUCUAAUUAACAUUUUUUUGGCAUUUCGUACAUAAAUAUAGAAUUAAGAAGCGACAAGUAAGUGGGGCACAUACACUGAGUGAAAUAACUGCAGCACUUGGACUUUUGAAAAGUUUUGAGAAUUUAUUUGUUUCUUACCUAAUUUAAAUAAUUUUUUUUACAGCACUACAGUACUAGGA